AUGCCAUCAAACGAACACCUCAUCUCCCUCACUCGUCGCUUCCGCGUCCUCAUCGCAGGCGCCUCAUAUGGAGGCCUCGGCGCAGCCCUCACCCUCCUCGAUCUCUCCCGAGGCCAACCCUCCCGCUUCAACUACGACGCGGAGAUCAAACCACCACAGCACCAUAUCCCAGUAGACAUCACCCUGGUAGACGAGAAAGACGGAUUCUAUCAUCUUAUCGGAUCCCCCCGAGCACUUGUCGACGAGCAAUUCGCCUCGGAUACCUGGACGCGUUUCUCGAAUAUCAAGGCUCUCCAGUGCCCCCAUGUGCGCUUUAUCCGGGGGAGUGUUACCGCUGUCGAUUGCAAGAGUAAGACAGCUACGAUAUUAGACUCGGUGAGGGGGACGAGCAGGGAGGAAGGGUACGACUUUUUCAUUGCGGGGACGGGGUUGCGGAGAGUGUUUCCGACUGUUCCGCAGAGUCGAACGCGGGAGGAGUUCCUGGCUGAGGUGGGGAAGAAUACUGCAGAUGUGGUGAAUGCACGGCAGGGGGUAGUGGUUGUUGGCGGAGGCGCCGUGGGAACGGAAAUGGCGACGGAAAUCAAGCUGCUGUAUCCCCAGCUGCAUGUUACGCUGAUACACUCGCGUGAGCGUCUUCUCUCCGCCGAGCCUCUGCCGGACGAAUUCAAGGACCGCGUGGGGACCGUCAUUCGCGGGACGGGCGUUGAGCUCAUCCUGGGGCAGCGCGUCGUCGAUACUACCGCGAUAGAAGAGAAGACGGGGCGAGUUUGGAGUCUGACGCUGGCGGAUGGUCGUAUCAUCAAGGCGGGUCAUGUCCUCAGCGCGGUGUCGCGGUGCACGCCUACCUCGUCGUAUCUGCCACCGCAGGCCUUGGAUGAGGAGGGUUAUGUUAGGAUUCGGCCAUCUCUGCAAUUCCCGUCGACGAUUCCAAAUGCCAGCCACCACUUUGCCAUCGGCGACCUGGUCGCCUGGUCCGGCAUCAAACGCUGCGGUGCGGCGAUGCACAUGGGGCAUUAUGCGGGUUAUAAUACCCACCAAUUGAUGCUUGCCGAGUGCGUCGCCUCGAAGCCGGUGUUUCGGGAAUUGCAGGAGAUUCCACCCAUGAUCGGACUAUGUCUGGGGAGGACGGCUGUCUCGUAUCACCCGGCGGACGGCGUCAAGGAGGGCGAGGAUAUUCUGGCGUCCAUGUUCGGGGAUGACAUGGCGUACAAAGUGUGCUGGAAUUAUAUGCGGCUGUCGGAGCCAUAUGCCUAG
Molecule: messenger RNA, 1254 nt
Organism: Aspergillus lentulus
Lineage: Eukaryota; Fungi; Ascomycota; Eurotiomycetes; Eurotiales; Aspergillaceae
Product: putative pyridine nucleotide-disulfide oxidoreductase AMID-like
Cellular component (GO): cytoplasm
Molecular function (GO): flavin adenine dinucleotide binding; electron-transferring-flavoprotein dehydrogenase activity
Source: RefSeq, a predicted model, not a curated record